CUGGCAGGUUGAGAUCCUGGAGACGCCGCCCAAGAGCACCAAGAAGGGCACAGAGGUUGCUUCAUCCACGGUCAUCCUGGAUGCUGAACCAGCGUCGCCACCGAAGGGCUCUCCAUCGAAGACUCCAAGAACGCCGAUUGGUCAAGAGCCUGUCACUCCAGUGAUGAAACAUCGUUGGUCGAAUCCUGGGAGGCCGUUGGUCAAGCCAAAGAAUUUGAGCAUGUUUUUCAGCCCAGCACCAAAGGUGAAGAUCUCGCCGGUCGACCGGCGCGCGCAGGAACCGCCUGGUGUCGAGUCUGACCCAGCCCAGUGCGGAGCGCAGGGCUGGGUCAGGGGUUCCGAUCUGAAGGAAGUCAAGGAGAGCACUCCUGAAAGGGAGCCUCCAACAGAUGGGUCUGUUGCAGAGGCUCUGACAGUGUCGUUGCCGAAGAUCUCCACUGCGGCGGUCUUGGGCCAUCGGGGGACACUGGAUCUCUUCAGGAGACGGCUCCGGCGGCAAAAGCUCACCAGCUCCGGCGCAGAGGUGAAGGCCAGAGGCCGGAGGAAGGUGACGAAGGUGACGGCUACGGCAAGGAGGGCGAAGGCAAAGAAAGGCAGCGUGCCGCUGUGGAAGCUGCGCAAGGAAGUGGGGAAAGCUCUAGCAGCUCCCAUGACGAAGGUGAUCGCGCGGCCGGUCACCAGAAAAGCGAAGCUCGCGGCCGGGCAGAGGGCAGCCCUAGCAGAGAAGGUGCAGGUAGCUGAACCUGCCGGAAGCCAGGGUGCUUUACCACCAGUUCUGCCUGAGGAAGCAACGCGGCUUGCUCCUGGCAAAGAACCGCCUAUGCGCAUGAUCCUGGCCAAGGAGGAUGCCAUGAAGACUAGCAGGGUGGUCAUGCCUUUGAUCCCACCACUCCCAGUGCCUCAGCCUCCUCAGGCUCCGGCCGCUGAGGGGAAGUGCAGCGAAGGCGACAGCGACGAUGAUCUGCCGCUGUCUGACCUGGUCGAAAAGAGGUCGACCUUGGCAUCGUUGCGGCCGAAUCGACCUCCCACAACGUGGUCAGAGCAACUUCGGUACCCUUUGGACAGCGCGACCUUCCCAAUCCGGAUCUAUCCGAUCGGAGAGGAGCCAGCUGACGAGGUAGAUGAUCCAUGGUCUUCAUGCUCAGAGCCUGAAGAUGGUGAUUUGCUGGAUGGCCCUGCGGCCGGUGUGACGACCCUCCUCUGGUGCCGCAGCAGCUUUGAGAGGCUGCUUGGAGAGAAGACAUAGACUUCAGAGGCCUUUCGCUUCUGAUGAGGUGACGGCCGGUGCCAGAUUCUGCCAGAUUGCACGACUGAUUGCUGAGACCAAACGAGCAACCAUUGGUUGCUGAGCUGUGCCAUCCAACCAGGAAUGCUCAUGC
Molecule: messenger RNA, 1379 nt
Organism: Durusdinium trenchii
Lineage: Eukaryota; Dinophyceae; Suessiales; Symbiodiniaceae
Source: the annotation of a GenBank genome assembly